AUGAAUUUUAUCAACAAUAAAGAGAUGAGUGCCGGCAGCAGAGGAGUGGGCGGGCAAAGAAGUUCGGCCGGAAGUUUCGCCGUUGGAGGCAGAAGAGUUCAUUUCAGCAACAGUGACGGCGGAGGAGACGGCGUCAGCCUGUAUGGGACGCCAAAGGAGGAGUCCCGGAAUCAUAGCAUAAUCGAACGUUUGCUGACUGAAGGAAUCUAUUCAGCUGCAUAUCCACUGCAUGAUGGUAGUGAUCAUGUGGAGGGUAAUUUGCGCAGUCUGCUGAGAACCGAGUGGACGGCCUUAAACAAAUUACAUCGCUAUCAGCCAUUGGACUAUGUUAAGGAUUACUUUGGCGUCAAGAUUGCAUUGUAUUUUGCAUGGCUUGGUUUCUACACGCACACUCUACUCUUUGCUUCCGUCGUUGGAUUACUUUGCUUCCUAUUUAGCUUCCUGUCUUUGCAAAACAACAUCCCCAGUAACGAAAUUUGCUCUGGCCGAUUCAAUGUCGUCAUGUGCCCCAUCUGUGACUAUUCGGGCGAUAACUUUUGUGAUUUUUGGUACCUUUUUGAAACGUGCUUACACUCAAGAGCCGCUUACCUUUUCGACAACGGAACUACAGUCUUUUUCGCCGUCUUCAUGUCCUUUUGGGCCGUUUUGUUUCUGGAAAUGUGGAAACGUUAUUCUGCCGAGAUCACUCAUCGUUGGGAUUUGACCGGUUUUGAUCACCAAGAAGAACAUUCGCGGCCACAAUAUCUUGCACGUUUGGCUCACGUCACAGCCAAAAGAGUGAAUGUGGUAACGCAAACACUGGAACCACGAGUACCGUUCUGGCGAAUCAAAGUUCCAGCCGCGCUCUUGUCCAUAUCUUUGAUCCUUCUUCUUGUCUCAAUGGCAAUGGCAACUGUUAUUGGAGUCAUUCUCUACCGCAUGUCACUGUUGGCGUCGCUUUCUAUUCACAACGAUCAGAACAUUACAGCCAAUGCUAUGCUGAUAACAACUGCCACAGCCGCCUUCAUUAAUCUCUGUUGCAUCCUGCUUUUCAACAGAUUCUAUGAAAAAAUCGCUCUGUGGCUUACGGAACAAGAGCUUCCUAGAACUCAAAGUGAAUUUGAAGACAGCCUGACGUUGAAGAUGUAUCUAUUACAGUUUGUUAACCACUACGCUUCUAUCUUCUACAUCGCCUUUUUCAAAGGCAAAUUCAUCGGUUAUCCAGGAAAGUACAACCGUUUCUUCGGAUUUCGUCAAGAGGAGUGCGGCACUGGCGGCUGUCUUUUGGAAUUGUGCAUCCAACUUGCCAUCAUUAUGGUUGGAAAACAGGCCAUGAACACCUGCAUGGAAAUGGUUCUACCGAUGGUUUUUAAAUGGAUUAACAAGAUACGAGUUCAAACUGGAAUGGGCAAACAGCCAAAAGAAAGUCAAGCUUACAGAGCUCAGUGGGCCAAAGAUUAUCAAUUAGUGGCUUGGGGUAGUGAAGCUCUUUUCGCCGAGUAUCUUGAAAUGGUUUUGCAAUAUGGGUUUGUAACCAUCUUUGUUGCUGCUUUCCCUCUUGCGCCGCUCUUCGCGCUACUCAACAACGUUCUUGAGAUGCGAUUGGAUGCUCGUAAGAUAUUGACUUUGCAUAGAAGACCAGUGGCUCAACGCGUGAAAGAUAUUGGGGUCUGGUACACCAUUCUCGACUGUCUUGGCAAACUGUAUGUGGCCACAAACGGGCUGAUCAUUGCGUUCACAUCCGAUUUUAUCCCUCGGCUGAUUUACACACUGAAAUAUAGCCCAGAUCAUUCGCUUGAAGGACACGUCAACUACACUUUGUCUUAUUUCAAAACUUCCCACUUUAAUCAUACGCAACAAUUAUUUAACGGGACUGAGGUUGUGGAGGUUUGCAGAUACCGUGAUUUAAGGGAACCCCCUUGGAUCCGAAACAAUGAAUCUAACCCCAACCAGUAUGAGCUCACUGCCGACUUUUGGUACAUCCUAGCGGCACGUUUAACUUGUUGGAUGAUGUAA
This is a messenger RNA of Daphnia pulicaria, 1995 nucleotides long. Its product is annotated as anoctamin-1-like. Gene Ontology annotation, biological process: chloride transmembrane transport. The coding region runs from base 1 to 1995 and encodes 664 amino acids. The transcript has 10 exons. Gene Ontology annotation, cellular component: plasma membrane. Lineage: Eukaryota; Metazoa; Arthropoda; Branchiopoda; Diplostraca; Daphniidae. Gene Ontology annotation, molecular function: chloride channel activity; protein dimerization activity. The record is from RefSeq and is a predicted model, not a curated record.